Folsomia candida is the source of this 5831-nucleotide messenger RNA. Its product is annotated as 4-galactosyl-N-acetylglucosaminide 3-alpha-L-fucosyltransferase FUT6. NCBI's taxonomy places the organism in Eukaryota, Metazoa, Arthropoda, Collembola, Entomobryomorpha, Isotomidae. The record is from RefSeq and is a predicted model, not a curated record. Gene Ontology annotation, cellular component: membrane. The transcript has 7 exons. Gene Ontology annotation, molecular function: alpha-(1->3)-fucosyltransferase activity. The coding region runs from base 2044 to 3447 and encodes 467 amino acids.
CCACGUGCAAUGAAGAGCAGUUAUGUCAGUGCAAUUUUCCUCUAGUCACUUUUGGCAACUACCUGUGAAUCGAAUUACAGCGCGUGUGUGAAAAAAAUAACGCACAACUUGACCAUUUACUUAAUUAGGGCAGUACUUAAAAUUAUAAAAAAUUACAAACAUUCAAAAUGUUGUUCACAACGCCUCUCAGCCUAGUUACACUUGCCUUGGCGUUCGCAUUAAGUUCGGGAUCACCAUUACCAGAACAAUUUCAACAGCACGCACAAUAUAAGGAUGUUCCACUCCAGACAAUUUUACGAUUUGCCCCAGGACUCGAGGUCGUGGAGGGGAUGAGGUUGCAUAAAUAUCACGUGGCUCCGAUGGCGUACUGGCCCGACGGACAAAAGGUCCAGCAGGAAGCUGCACCUUACAUUCUGAUCGGAGUCCCGCAUAACAGUCAAUUUUAAUGUUAAAAAAAUGCAGGUAACCAGUUUAAUAGUCUGGCAAGUGAGACGAGUUUUGUACAAAUUUAAGAAGUAAGUGUGUAAAAUAGUAAUAAAGAUGAAAGAUUUCGGAGAAUUUUUUAAAAUUCUACUUGGAUUUUUUUUUGCAUUAUGCAAAUCAUAAAUAAAUUGCGAGCUGAUACAGGUAUAUAAUUAAACUAAAGGAAGAAAUGUUGUGGAUUAUGAUUUGUUCUAAUUCCAUAGAGGCCUCAAGAUAAAUAGAUCAAUUAGUUUCUUCCGCCUUGUACCAAGUUUACGAAACAAUUGGAUACAAAAAUCGUGUCAAUCACUUCAUGCACUUUUGGUGGUGACCAUUUCAUGUGGCUGAAGGGAAGACACAUUGUGAUUAUGAAAUACCACAAACCGGCUUUUGUGCUAGCACAAGCAAUUUUUCCUAGGAUGUGGCUGAUUUGGGGCUGAUGAUGAUGCAACUAUACUUCAUACAUAUAUAAAUUUCAUGAUGCGACAACAAAUUAUGAGUGGCCAACUGACCACCUCACUUUGGGCUAUGGUCUAGUUAUUGUGACAAGAUAAUGAUAGAUCAAAUGAAAGCGAGUUUAGUUGAAAUGAAAGAUUUUACAAUAAAGCAAGUCUUCUCGUCUCGUUUUAACUAUUCAAAUUAGUAUUAUCUGAGAUAAUUUAUCUCGUAAUCUGAAAUUUACUCAAAUUAAUCCACUAUUCAUCCUAUUUCCACGCUCUCAUUAUACUCGGCUAGUUUGCAGACCACAAAUACACACAUAAACAUUUUCAUAAAUAUAUAAGCUUGUACAUAUGUACUUACGUAUUCAUUGCUGGGGGUUUUUGUCACUUAAGUAAAUCCUAGUUGUUAUAAAUACAUACAAAAAUAAUAUUUGACAAUUUGAACGAAAUCGAUUUUUUAAUCUAAAUUUAGAUGGAUAUCUCUACAAUAAUAACAUUUGACAGUCUUAGGAUUAGUAAUGUUAGGCACAUAUGUACAUAUUUUCUUAUAUGAAUUCUUCAACAAUGGGAAGUGAUACAUAUGUAGAAAGCAGUAGAAAACCGUACAUUUUGUAAAAUUUUUGGGCUAUUUUUUAAACUUUUAAUAUGAUGUUAGCACGUAGAAAUUUGAAAAUGACUUGGCGUGUGAUUGAGCAACAAACGGUUGUCGCAUGAUCUUAUCCAGGUUGUUCUGCGAUAGAACACUGUACCAAUUUUUCUACAAGGGCAUCCCAGGAAAACUUAAUUUAAUGAAUUUGUUAAGCUCAUUCAUACAUUUAGCUCUAACAUUUCGGUUACAGCCACACGAAUUUAUAUUGUCAAACUCGUUGAUUUUACGUGAAUAAUGGGGAAUAUUAAAUCAGAUUCAUGGUUUAUGUCAUUGAGCUCCAUUGUUCAUUGUUUUUUAAUGUCCUCCUCUACUUCCUUUGUCGCCCUUAUUUUACAAGAUUUUGUAUUGCGUUAAUUUCAUAUUGAGCUUGGUAAAACUCAUUCAGAUUUUGGUACAUUCGUAUUUUUAGUUCCAAGCUACCUAAAUACUCGAUUUUACUACAUACAUACAUUAUCCGCUUUCAAACAAUAGCAUAAAUACAAAUUUAUUAGUAUGAAGAAUUUCUGGACAAAGAUUAUUUCCUCGCCCUUUGUUAAAUUUGCGGUCACGCUAGUUGUAUUCAUCGUUAUAUUUUUGUUCCACGUAUACCGUGGAAAUGGGAUAAUUAAUCCACUCUUAAUGACACCUAAGCCGUUUCUGGCAGGAAUCAUCAAAAAUAUAACCUCAGAUCAGAAGGAAAGAAACCUUGAACUUGAAGAAAUGUUUCAAAUCGUGGCUACAACUCCCAAUCUUUGGGGAUAUCGUACCGAAAAUAUGAAAAAUAAUUCGACCCUGGAUAGAAUUUACGAACAGCGAAAAUGGAUUUCUAGAAUUUCCCAGACAGAAUUUAUCAAGAGGUCAAAACCCAAACAAAUCACGGUGUAUCUUGAACCAGGAGACGCUUAUGUGUACACCAACAACAGCGUCAGUUGCCCAUUUGCACCAGAAUUUGAGGGGAAAUGUUCAGCAACAUUCGUGGCGCUCGAGUGGCGUGAAAUGUUUCGAAAACCGGUGAACCCGUACCUGUACAAAUAUAAUCACGUUGACGCUGUGGUAGGAAUAAGGAACGGAUUUUGGGGGGAAGAUGAAAUAUUUCCAGAACAAAAUCUUCCAUCUGGAACUGCUCAAAUAUUCUAUCAAAUAGAAAGCCCAAGUCACACUGGGUCAGCUCGACUUGGACAAACCGGAGCAUGGUUGGCGUCUUACUGGAGGGGUUCUGAUAUUCCAGUUUUGUUGUACGAACUUAUGGAGAAGACGGGUGGCGGGCAGGACGGAGUGUAUGAACAAUUACCAAACUACGAGGAACAUUUAGGAGUCAGGAAAUUGGUCGCAGGAUUGAUAUCCAAUUGUUACUUCGUUAAGAAUGAUCGCCUCGGUUACAUUCAUCAGCUCGAAAAAUACAUGAGAAUCGAUUUGUAUGGAAGGUGUGGAAACUUGACAUGUCCAGAAAACUGCACAACUUUCCUCCAGCAAAAUUACAAGUUUUAUUUAGCCUUUGAAAAUUGUAAUUGUGAAGAUUACGUGACGGAAAAGUUUUUCAUGACAGCAAUCUUGAACGGUAUUGUUCCAGUAGUGAUGGGACCAUCAAGACAAAGUUAUGAAAGCUUCGCCCCACCAAGCUCCUUUAUUCACGUCGACGACUUUGCCUCGCCGAAAGAACUUGCGCAGUAUUUGGAAAUCCUGGAUAAGAAUGAUACACUCUAUCAAAAUUAUUUCGCUUGGAGGAGAAAACCUGGGCCGGGAUGGAUUAUAAGUCAUCGAAGCGGACAAGAUUUUUUUUGCAGAGUUUGUGGUCAAUUAUAUUACGCUGAUUUUGUCCCUCCACCACCAUGGCCAACGAGAGAGACCAGAUUUUCCGAUGUAAAUCCGUGCAGUCAUACGGCAAACAUAAAUAUGACAAAUGAAAAUAAUAUGUAAUAAUAUUAUUAGUGGCGCAAGAUAUCUACUUGUUUCCGAUUUAGGCACAAUGUAUUUGUCUAAUCUGUAGAUAAUGAAAUGUGAUAUAUUUACAUUUUGUAAGAAUUCUAAAUCAGCAAUGUUUUGCAUGAGAAUUUCAAGCAUUUAAUUAUCUAUGAACACAUCGAAAACGGUCAUUAUCAAAAGUUUCCUUUAAUUUAUGGAAUUAACUAACAAAUUCAUAACAUGAGCUUGAUGUGACAAAGGACAUUGCAGAGUGCAAGAAUGCCGAUCUGAGGCUAAACCUUUUUAGCCUACAGACAAAAGUUGUUGGAAGUGAUUUUUUUCAAGUCUAGCAUACUGAUUUGUUCUUAUGCCAUCAUAAUCUUCAAAAUUUAAAAAAAAAUUAAAGUUUUAGCCCCACAUCGGCAUUCUUGCACUCUGUCCUGUAAUUUUUAAAUUCUCGGACAGGGAUUUCCUAAAUUUUACAAGCAUUUUCUAGUCAGCAUAUAUAAUGUACAUAAAUGUAUAUGGGAAAGCAGUAUUUGCAACAUUUGUUCCUUGAUUUAUGCAUUAUUUCUCAAUUUUGUCCUACUAUUUAUUUGCUGCAAUAAGAAGAAUUGGACCACUGAUUUUUAUCUAUUUACUAUUAAUGAAAGGCACAUCUUGGUAAGAUCUUGGAUGAACGAGUUAGAAGAUUGACAUGAUCGGUUCAAUGGACCGAUUGGGGUAAAUACCACAAAUUUUAGAAACAGUGUGUAGAAAUUUGUUAUUCCAAACUUACAUGUUACCAUAAGCAGGAUGAUCAGUAAAGAUUUAACAAUACUGAAAUUAGGCUGAUAGACAAUGAAACUACAUAUAAUUUAUUAAUGUAGUCUAAAUCAUUUCACAAGCUAUUAAAGAUCCUAAAUCCCCUAUGUGGUUAAUGUUCCUCCGAGAUGACCCCACAUGCCAGAGGGAUCAAGAUUUAAGGUCGAUGGAAUUGUAUAACUUACGAAUUUCUAAGAUAAUGUGGAUACAGUCUUACAACAAUGCAACAAUUUCUCAUCAACGUAUGUAGAUAUGUAGCUCAUGUUUAGGGCGUUGUAGGAAAUAAAUAAAGCAUAGUGAAAGCAAUGGAGGUAUAAAAUUUAUACUAUAAAUACAUAUGUACAACGGCUUUAAAUACCUUUUGGUACAUGUUAUUUCCUGCUAUUCGUCAAUUAUUUAGAUAAUAUGGUUUAAAAUCAGGUUUCCAAUUUGAUUUGAAUUUUACGAGGGAUUUAAAUCAUCUGUUCGAAAUUGGUCAGUCAAUCAAUUAAUUUUGUACACACAUAUAUGUAUUAGAGAUGAUAAGACAUUACAGUUUUUAAUUCCUUCAAGCUCAGUAGUCGUAUAGGAAUCUAUGUUAAUCUACUCAAAAAUGACGAUUUAUAUUAAUACUAGUGUAGAAGCCCGUCAUUCGACGUGCAAAAUUUGCCCGUCGAUAAGCCCGUUGCCCCAACAUUAGUGAAGUUAGCCUCUCCUGUUCUCUCUGCAGAGUGGAGAGAGAAAAGGAGAGGCUAACUUCUCAACUAAGCCACCGACCCAGCCAGCAGCGAUACACUCGCCUGCUUUACUAAAAAAAAAAAAAAAAAAACUAGUAUAUAGUUUUAUAGUUUAGAUUCUGACUAUUGGAUUGAGUUGACCAACUCUAAAGGUACAUAAAUAUGCCAUAGUUAUCUGUACGUGCUUGAGUACAACUCUUAAUUUACAUAAUUUUGUUAUGUCAUGAUAAAAAUACUUGGAAGAUGACCGGAAAGGAUUCGUCUAACAUUGAAUAAUAUCCAUACAUACAAUUCUAUUUACCUGCUUGGUUGGUCACAACCAAUUAUCUUUAUUGUGACCAGAAGAUGUGUAGAAACAAAAUUAGACUUGUUUUUGUUGUUGUGCAAUUAUGUUAAGACUCAAAAUAAAAUUGUGUUCAAAUUAGGUCAGAUUUUUUCAUUGAUUUAAUGACAAUGGAUCAUCGGAUGAUUCUGCGAUUCUUUGACAUGGACAUUUAUUGAAUGGGAGUGGGAGGAAUUUUGAUAUGUGCAGAAGACAUUUUACGUGGUGCGUCUCGGGCUUUCCACUUUUCAAAGUUGCAUAAUAAAAUAAUUUAGAAUUAUUGUUUAGUUCAUUACUGUGAUACAAAUGGACUGUCAAUCUGUUAUUAUUGUUGCCUUCACGCCCUACAAAAUUACCUAGGUAUCAAUCAUGUAUGUAAUCGUAUUAAUGAGUCAUCCGGUCUCAUCACUCGGUCCAAUUCUCAUAUUCGUAUUAUCUUUAGUUCUUCCUUGGUCUAUAAAUAUGCGCAGCAGAAAGACCUUAGAUCACACGUUUAGACGAGCGGACAAUUUUUAAAAAUGAUUCGAUAUGCUCGUAUUAUUCGCAAUUUCUUAAAG